GCGGUUACUGGCCCGCAGGGAGCGAGCCUCUGCAGGCCGGCACGUGUUAUGCCCUGAACUGCGCAGCUAGCAGCUCGUGCACAUUGGUUGCAACGGAUUGCGACAGCUGGGCACCGCGUGGCUUCCUCUGCAAGACAAACACCGAUGUCGUCUCCUACGUGUACGGAUCGGCAACUCUCAGCAAAACCUUCAUCUUCAGUUCGUACGGCCUCAUCAAGAACUCUGCUGCAACGUAUUGCGGUUCAUUGGGCGGACAUCUCGUUUCCAUGAACACCAAGGCCAAGUUUAACGAGGUCAUCAAACACGUGACCUCCGGGAGUGUUGCGGUGCCAAGCGACUAUCUCACCAACAACCGA
Molecule: messenger RNA, 356 nt
Organism: Astrephomene gubernaculifera
Lineage: Eukaryota; Viridiplantae; Chlorophyta; Chlorophyceae; Chlamydomonadales; Astrephomenaceae
Source: the annotation of a GenBank genome assembly